GGCUCCGCACCUGCAGUAAGUUCCACAGCAAUUAGAGUUCCGGAAAGCGCGUGUGAGGCGGAGCUCCGCAGUUCCGUCUGCUUCAUCCGCAGCGGCUCCCUGUCUGUCUCGUUGCAUUCUCCAGAGAGGGACGGACCUCCACUUCCUCUAUCAGAAAAAUGUCUGCUCCAGCUCAGCCACCCGCUGAAGGAACAGAAGGGGCUGCCCCAGGUGGAGGUCCUCCUGGUCCUCCUCCUAAUUUGACCAGUAAUAGACGACUACAGCAAACCCAGGCACAAGUGGAGGAGGUGGUGGACAUCAUGCGUGUGAAUGUGGACAAGGUCCUAGAGAGGGACCAGAAGCUGUCAGAGUUGGAUGACCGAGCUGACGCCUUGCAGGCCGGAGCGUCACAGUUUGAGAGCAGUGCUGCCAAGCUGAAAAGGAAGUACUGGUGGAAAAACUGCAAGAUGAUGAUCAUGCUGGGAGCCAUCUGUGCCAUCAUUGUGGUCGUUAUUGUAAUCUACUUUUUUACUUGAGAAUGUGCCAUCCCGUCCCUGUUCUCCAUUGCCAUCCAAGUUCAUGUCUUUUUCUUCCUGUCUGCUCUCUCAGCCAACUCCUUCAUCUGCCUGUCUCCAUUCUAGCCCAGGCUUCUCCGUCACCCAUGCCUCCUUUUCUGUUGCAAUCUUUGCCCUCUUCCUUCACACUAGAAAUGCUGCGUGUGGCCGGUCGUGAAGUCACUACCCAAAGAGCAACAGCUGGCACCCCCUCCUUACCCCCGAGCUUAAAAGUGCUGUGGCCAGGGGAAGGAGCACAAUGGGGAUGGCAGAGGUGAGGUAUCUGAGAAGCUGGCAUGGCUGAGGGAAGUAGAAGGGUGUUUGGCUCCAGCUAGGCUGGCCUUCAGCACAAGGGACCCAGACUACUUGGGAAGUAAUGACCUGCUGCCUGUUUUAUAUAAUUGUUGGUAACCACUACCCUGGAACUUUUCCCUCAUACCAGGCCUGUCUCGGGUCCCAGAGGUCUGUUUAAAGACAGGAGUCAAACUGGAAUUUUGUAGUUACUGCUUGUCUGUCAAUGUAAGAUGUUCUGUGUCUUUGGGGAACUUUACAGCCUUAGACAUUCUUCUCUGUGGGCCUAGAAAACAAGUGCUUACUGAUUAUAAAGACAGCAGGAGACUCUUACAUUUUCCUAGAAGCCAUCCCACAUGCUUCUGUCUACAAGGAGCCGCUGUCUCCUCAUCUUUUCUGAAGUGUUCUAUGUUGCUCAUGAGGGCACCAAAUAAUUCCAAUCAGCUUUGAAAUAGCAAGCAUUUGGGAACAUGCUUCUUGCCAUCUUAUUAUUGAAGUUCAGCCUCCUUUGCUGUUGAUAAUGGGAACUGGGUGUGAAAUGGUGAGACUCCCAGGCUCCCACAGAACCCCUUCCUCCACACCUUUCUCUCAUUCUUGCCUGAGAUAGGGAUGUGGCAGGAAGGCCUUUCCAGCAAAGCCCGCAGCUCAGUCUUGGAUGGGAGGGGUGCCAGCCUGUGACGGGUGUGCUGCGCACUGCGCCCGUGACAGGUGUGCUGCGCACUGCGCCCGUGACGGGUGUGCUCCGCACUGCGCCCGUGACAGGUGUGCUGUGCACUGCUGUGCCAGCAUGGGGCCUCGCAUCUGGAGUUGUCUGCUUCUCCUCCUUCAGUAUCUUCUCUGGAACCAUCCUCCCCCGUCUGAAUUCUGCAUUGCCUCCUCUCCUUCACUCACUUUGCAUGCCCUGUG
Molecule: messenger RNA, 1730 nt
Organism: Chionomys nivalis (European snow vole)
Lineage: Eukaryota; Metazoa; Chordata; Mammalia; Rodentia; Cricetidae
Gene: Vamp1
Product: vesicle associated membrane protein 1
Exons: 5
Coding region: 159-515 (118 amino acids)
Biological process (GO): vesicle fusion; SNARE complex assembly; vesicle-mediated transport
Cellular component (GO): SNARE complex; plasma membrane
Molecular function (GO): SNAP receptor activity; syntaxin binding
Source: RefSeq, a predicted model, not a curated record